UUCCAGCUUCCGGAAGGAUGUUACCUCUGAUGAUGAGGGUGUUAAUGCUGCUGCUGCUGCCCCUGGGUCAGGCUGCUCCCAAGGAUGGAGCCACGAGGCUGGACUCCGAAGUGCAGCAUCAGCUCCUGCCCAACCCCUUCCAGCCGGGCCUGGAGCAGCUCCGACUUCUGCAGGGCUACCUAAAGGGACUAGAGAAGAUGGAAGAGGAGCCAGAGCACCUGAGCUGGGAGCAGGUUCUCCUCUACCUCUUUGCCCUUCAUGACUAUGACCAGAGUGGACAGCUGGAUGGCUUGGAGCUGCUGUCCAUGUUGACAGCCGCCCUGGCCCCUGGAGUCGCUGACUCCCCUACCACCAACCCGGUGGUCCUGGUAGUGGACAAGGUGCUCGAGACCCAGGACCUGAAUGGGGACGGACUCAUGACCCCUGCAGAGCUCGUCAACUUCCCGGGAGAGGGCCCCAGGCAUGCAGAGCCCAGAGAGCCCCUUGCUCCAUCUCCCCGGGAGCCACAAGCUGUUGGGAGACAAUCCCUGUUAGCAAAAAGCCCAUUAAGACAAGAGAUACAGGAAGUCCUGGAUCCCAGAGAAGCAGCUGGGGGCCAUGUAGAGGCCAGAAGGGAGUCCUUGGAGCCUGUCCAGGAGGCUGGGGGCCAGGCAGAGGCUGAAGGAGAUGCCCCAGGACAUGGAGGGAAGGCUGGAGGUCAGGCAGAGGCUGAAGAAGAUGCCCCAGGCCAUGGAGGGGAGGCUGAGAGCCAGGCAGAGGUCAGGGACAAUGGGGAGGAAGCCAAAGAGCUUCCAGGGGAAACACUGGAGUUGAAGAACACCCCAAAUGAGUUUGAGGUUCACAGUAUUCAACUGGAGAAUGAUGAGAUGUAAACCUUGAGGAUACAUGCUUGCACCUCUUGCAGUCUCAGUGCCAGGACACAAGCCACUAAAGGAGGCAUUUGUGUUGGGACCACUUCUGUGUCCCCUUUCUGGCCCCGGUAGCUGUCAGGUCUUUCUCUGUGGCUCAGGUGGACCCUAAGUUAAGUGGCAGCUUUAGGGCCCAGAUAACCAAUAAAUAACUGAAUUAAUUUAUCCCCCCAGGCCAUCUAUCUACUGGUCCAGCCUGACCAGACCCCCUAGGGGCACAGGGGGUUGGGAAUUGAAUAGGCUCUUGAGGAACAGGGGUUCAGCUUUCCCAGUGUGUCCAGCCCAGGGUGCUAAGACAGCAGAGUGUGUCCGUACCAGCCACAGCGAGCUGCAGACAGCCCUGUGAAAAAGCUCGGUCUACCUCCGGGGCCCCAAUAUGCUCCUGUCCCCCCUUCACCUGGUGAAGGGGGGGUUCAGACACCCUGUGCCCUCCUGAAGCUCAGGGCAGAUAGUCCCCAUCACCCUGUAUCUGCCCCCCCCCAGUAAUAUUAAUAAUAACUACCAUUUUUGAGAGUUUAGUACACACCAGGCACCAUGCUGGGCAUUUUAUAUAUUAUAUGAUUUUCUAUGAUCAGGCAGAAUUGGCUCCAUUUGACAGAUGAGGACAUUGAGAAAGCCUGAGCUCAGUACUGUACCCUAAGGUGACAUACAGCUAAUUAAAUGGCAGAUUUGAAACCA
Molecule: messenger RNA, 1586 nt
Organism: Microcebus murinus (gray mouse lemur)
Lineage: Eukaryota; Metazoa; Chordata; Mammalia; Primates; Cheirogaleidae
Gene: CGREF1
Product: cell growth regulator with EF-hand domain 1
Molecular function (GO): calcium ion binding
Source: RefSeq, a predicted model, not a curated record